Molecule: messenger RNA, 3128 nt
Organism: Dendrobium catenatum
Lineage: Eukaryota; Viridiplantae; Streptophyta; Magnoliopsida; Asparagales; Orchidaceae
Product: trafficking protein particle complex subunit 11
Exons: 7
Coding region: 449-2809 (786 amino acids)
Source: RefSeq, a predicted model, not a curated record
UCACGAGUUGCUCAGUUACAUCCCUGCUGAGACCUCUGCGGCAGUGUUCGCCGUAGAGGCGUUAAGCGAUACGGAGAGAGAGAGAGAGAGAGAGAGAGACAGAGGCAGACGGCGCGAGUUAACGAGCGAGGUCGGAAAAGAUUGAGCUCAGGAAAUGACGAAGGGGAGGCGAUCGCCAAAGACAGGGGAGAUCGAAGCUCGAACUAUUAGGGAUCAAUGUGUCGCAUAAGGGUCUUCAAACUUUUUCCCUGUAGUGCAAUUGGGUAUAUCCAAUAAGCUGACUCUCUACAUGUUGGCUCAUGAUUUUUGUUAAUUAUGGAUUCCUUGAUUCACAGAAUUCUCGCUGUUUACCGAAGAUUGAUAGGAAAUACUUGAGAUGUACAAUUGUUUCCUAACAGGUUUAUAAUUAUCACUUUAUGAUUAUGAAGAGCACACUGAUGUAGGAAAUAUGAUUGAGGAAAGUCCAGACUCCGUGUUGCCUUCUUCUGUUGUUGGCCUAUAUGCCAGCUUAUUUGAGCAUGGAAGUACGACAGAAGUUCAGCUCCUUUCAGAUGCAGGUCACCCAAGGUCUCAAGAUUCACGUGACAUCAUUGCGUCACUUAGAAGAUCUUGUGAGUCAUUUCACAGGCUUAAUGCUCCAAGAUCUGCUGCUUAUUGCAGUCAUAGAAUGGCUAGGGAAUAUUUUACUGCAGGGGAUUUUGAUAAUGCGAAGCAGUUAUUUGAUGGUGUUACGGGCCUUUACAGGCAAGAAGGUUGGAUCACUUUGUUAUGGGAAACUUUGGGUUACUUGAGGGAAUGUUCCUGGAGGCUUGUUUCAGUGAAAGAUUUUAUCCAGUACUCCCUUGAGAUGGCGACCUUGCCUGUAUUUUCUAGCAGUGGAGUAGAAACUUUAGAUGGUAAAAGGGCGUAUGGCCCUGCUGGCCCUCCUACUCUUUCACAGAGGGAGACAAUACAGCAGGAAGUUUUCAGCCUCCUAAAGGGACACGCAAGUGAACUAAGCAGUGGCCUUAUCAUACAAGAUGACCAGCCUACAAGUCUUACUGUUGAUCUAGUAAAUCCACUUAGGAUGGCGUUCCUCACUUCUGUUGCUUUUCACAGUCAGACUAUGAAGCCAGGCUUAUCGGCACUCAUAACUGUGUCUAUACUAUCACAACUGCCUCAUCCAGUGGAGAUCGAUCAGUUGGAAAUUCAAUUCAAUCAGCCCAGCUGUAAUUUUAAAGUAGUCAAUGAUGAAGAAUUCUUUACCAAAGAGGUCAAGGAAGAAAACCAUGAUACCCAUUUAAAAUCAAUUCCAUCUCUUAUAUUGACUACCAACAAGUGGUUGAGGAUGACAUUUGAGAUAAGUUCUGGACAAAGUGGAAAACUUGAGUGCGUGUCAGUAAAUGUUAUGGUGGGGCAUCUGUUCACUUUCUGCUGCAGGCCUGAGAGUCCUGCUUCAAUGGAAGGUUUGGCCCUGUGGAAAUUUGAGGAUCUGAUGGAGAAUUUUCCUUCUAAAGACCCCAUAGUCUCAUUUUCUGGCCAAAAGUAUAUUCAGGUGGAAGAACCCGAGCCUCAAGUAGAACUCACGUUGAGUGCAUCAAGCCCUGCAUUGGUUGGGGAGAGCUUCAUAGUUCCCGUCUCUGUCAUCUCCAAAGGUCAUGCUAUUCAUUCUGCUGAACUUAAGAUUAACCUCGUGGAUGCAAAAGGUGGUGGGAUGCUAAUGAGUCCAAGGGAUACAGAGCCAUUUUCCUUAGACGACCACCAUGUAGAACUUCUCUGUGUUUCUGGGGCAUUUGAAGAUGAUUCCCAAUCAAAUUCUGAUGACAUUAGGAAAAUACAGCAGUCGUUUGGAGUGGUCUCCGUCCCAUUCUUGGGUGCUGGGCAAUCAUGGUCCUGCCGACUGGAAAUAAAAUGGAACAGACCCAAAUCUGUUAUGCUUUAUGUUUCACUUGGUUAUCUGCCAAACACAGAAACCAAUUCACAGAGAAUUAACGUGCACAGGAGCUUGCAGAUUGAAGGUAAAAUCCCAUUCACUAUUUCUCAUCGCUUCAUGAUGCCUUUUCGCAGGGAAGCUUUACUUCUUCCCAGAGUCACAGCAUUACCAGAUGUUCAUCGCAAGAUGAGAUUGCCGCUGAACGAGCGAACUAUUCUCAUGGUGAGUGCUAGAAAUUGCAGCGAGAUUCCGUUACGCUUGGUAUCAUUGUCCAUUGAACCAGAUGGCAAUCAAGAUCCAGAAUGCUCUUGCUCUGUGCAGCAAAGCGGCAGUGUUUCUUUUGGUCCUCCCCUUAUUGUUCCGGGUGAGGAAUUCAAACAGGUUUUUUCCGUGACACCACAAGCUAAUUCACCAAAUAUUGAGAUCGGCACAGUUCAUCUUAAAUGGGUGAGAGAUUCCAAUCCCGGCAGGCAUUCUAACGUUGUCCUUACGAAACAAGAUUUGCCCGGCGUAAGUGUCGAGACGCCGACACUGGUUGUGAGUCUUGAUUGCCCUCCCCAUGCUGUUCUUGGAUUUCCUUUCUCAUUUUACAUCAAAGUUCACAACAACACAAGCCUACUUCAGGAGAUAAAUUACACAUUAGGGGACUCCCAGAGUUUUGUUUUUACUGGUCGUCACACUGAUUCAGUCUUCAUUCUUCCAAAAUCGGAGCACAUAAUCAGCUAUAAGCUUCUGCCACUGGUUUCAGGCUUGCAGCAUCUUCCAAUUGUCACUGUGACUUCAGUGAGGUACUCAGCUGCAAUGAAUCCUUCGCUUGCAGCAACUACUCUUUUUGUAUAUCCUUCAGAGCCCUAUUUUGAUACUGGAAGAAAGAGUGAACUGGUACAAGCUUCCUAGUGUAUUUCUCUGGAUCUUAUUGCAGGUAUGCCGAUUCAUCUAAAGCCUAUAUUUUUUGUUUAAUUUAUUCAUUGAGGAUCUGCAUUCUAUAAAAAUUUUCACGAGGAUUAUCAUCAGUUCCUUAGUAUGGACGCUACCAUUUUAAAGGGUAUUAUGCAUUUUAAGAUGGCUCGCUUGUUCUGCAUCUUUCUUAGCUCGGGAGGUCUAUGUAUACGCUAUAUAUGUUUCUUUAUAAUUGACAUAAACUUUCUUCACAAUUGAUAUUGAUCUGUUUCUAUUAAAAGAGAAGUUGAUAUAAAGGUGAAGGGUUGUUUUUAUA